Halteromyces radiatus is the source of this 7247-nucleotide messenger RNA. RefSeq lists its product as uncharacterized. NCBI's taxonomy places the organism in Eukaryota, Fungi, Mucoromycota, Mucoromycetes, Mucorales, Cunninghamellaceae. Gene Ontology annotation, biological process: UTP biosynthetic process; 'de novo' pyrimidine nucleobase biosynthetic process; L-glutamine metabolic process. Bases 271 to 7098 code for a protein of 2275 amino acids. The transcript is spliced from 5 exons. Gene Ontology annotation, molecular function: dihydroorotase activity; aspartate carbamoyltransferase activity; carbamoyl-phosphate synthase (glutamine-hydrolyzing) activity. The record is from RefSeq and is a predicted model, not a curated record. Gene Ontology annotation, cellular component: cytoplasm; cytosol.
CUUCAGCUCCUUGGCUGAACAAACCAUACCCUACAAUAAAAACCUUCUCCACACUUUUGUCCAUUCAUUUCUAUUUUUGUCUCCCUUCUAUUUUGUUAUUGUUGCCUCAAUCUGUUGACACUGCCAAAGACAUUUUGAACCAAAAAAAUAAUAAUAAUAAUACAAAUAUUUAUCAAGCAUCUUGACUAUUGUAUCAUACAACCAAGCAUCUCAAAUUACAUAUAGAACUUUUAUUAUCAUAUCUUACUACAUUUAUUUGUCUCUCUUAUUAUGACUUCCAAAAUGAAUGAAACUACUGCUGCUGCUACUACUAUGGGUGCUCGUCUUCCUGCUCCUGCUGCUAAUGCUACUCCUUUAACUAUUUCUCCUCGUUCUCCUUCUGCUCCUCAUCGUCCUGUUACUGCUGUCGAAGAUCCCAAGGAUGUCACUAUGGCUACUUUGGUAUUGAAGGAUGGUACUAGUUUCCAAGGUGUAUCUUUUGGUUCUGAAACUGCUAGUAUUUCUGGUGAAUGUGUUUUCCAAACUGGUAUGGUGGGUUAUCCUGAAUCUUUGACUGAUCCUUCUUAUCGUGGACAAAUCUUGGUAUUGACUUUCCCUUUGGUUGGUAAUUAUGGUGUACCCGAUCGUAAUGAAAUGGAUGAAUUAUUGAAGGAUAUUCCAAAAUACUUUGAAUCAAGUGAAAUUCAUAUUGCUGGUUUGAUUGUUGGCAAUUAUGCUCAAGAUUAUUCUCAUUUCCUUGCUUCUUCUUCUUUGGGUGCUUGGUUGAAGGAAUACAAUGUUCCCGCUUUAUAUGGUAUUGAUACUCGUGCUUUAACAAAAAAGAUUCGUAUGAAUGGUGUAUUACUUGGCAAGAUCCUUUUCCCCAAGUUAUCUGUUUCUUCUACCGUCAUUGAUUCUGCUGCUUCUGCUCUUGGUUUGACUCCUGCUACUGAUUCUACUGAUGGUUCUGAACGUUGGAUGAAGGAAUAUCAAGAUGUUGCCUGGGUUGAUCCUAACGAACGCAAUUUGGUCGCUGAAGUCUCUAUCAAGGAACCAAAACUUUACAAACCUGACCCUAUCAAUGCUAUCAAGACCAAAGCUGGUGAUCGUACUUUACGUAUUAUUGCUGUUGAUGUUGGUAUGAAGUACAAUCAAAUCCGUUGCUUUGUUCAUCGUGGUGUAGAAUUGAAGGUUGUUCCUUGGGAUUAUGAUUUCACUGCCGAACCUCAUGAUUCCUUUGAUGGUUUGUUCUUAUCCAAUGGUCCUGGUGAUCCUACUAUGAUCAAUACUACUUUUACUCGACUCCGUACUUUCUUGAAGGAAGGAAAGAAACCUGUCUUUGGUAUUUGUUUGGGUCAUCAAUUGUUGGCUUUGGCUGCUGGUGCAAAGACAAUGAAAAUGAAGUAUGGUAAUCGUGGUCACAACAUUCCUUGUACCAAUCUCUUAUCUGGUCGUUGUUACAUCACCUCUCAAAAUCAUGGUUAUGCUGUUGACACUGCUUCUCUUCCCUCUGAUUUCCAAGAACUGUUUGUGAAUGCUAAUGAUGGUUCCAACGAAGGUAUUAUCCACAAAUCUCUUCCUAUUUUCUCGGUCCAAUUCCAUCCUGAAUCUACUCCUGGUCCUCGUGAUACUGAAUUCUUAUUCGAUGUCUUUAUCAACACUGUCAAGAAAUGUGUCGAUGAAAACAAAUUGAUGCCUGUCGAAAUGCCUGGUGGUACUACUGAAGAAAAUACCGCCAAGUAUCCUCGUGUCAAUGUCAAGAAGGUACUUGUUCUUGGUUCUGGUGGUUUGUCUAUCGGUCAAGCUGGUGAAUUUGAUUACUCUGGUUCUCAAGCAAUUAAAGCUUUGAAGGAAGAAGGUAUCUACACUAUUUUAAUCAAUCCCAACAUCGCCACUAUUCAAACGUCAAAGGGUUUGGCAGAUAAGGUUUAUUUCCUUCCUGUUACUCCUGAAUAUGUACGCAAGGUCAUCAAAUUUGAAAAACCUGAUGGUAUUUAUGUCACUUUUGGUGGUCAAACUGCUCUCAAUGUUGGUAUUCAACUCAAGGAUGAAUUCGAAUCUCUCGGUGUCAAGGUCCUCGGUACUCAAAUCGAUACUGUGAUUACUACAGAAGAUCGUGAUUUGUUUGCUCAAGCUCUUUAUGAAAUCAACGAAAAAUGUGCUCCUUCUGCCUCUGCUGUGAAUCAUGAAGAAGCUCUUGCUGCUGCCAAACAAAUUGGUUAUCCUGUUAUUUGUCGUGCCGCUUUCGCAUUGGGUGGUCUUGGAUCUGGUUUUGCUGACAAUGAAAAGGAACUUAUCGCUCUUUGCAACAAGGCUUUUGCUACUUCUCCUCAAGUGUUGAUUGAAAAGUCUAUGAAGGGUUGGAAAGAAAUUGAAUAUGAAGUGGUACGUGAUUGUCGUGAUAACUGUAUUACUGUGUGUAACAUGGAAAACUUUGAUCCCCUUGGUAUCCAUACUGGUGAUUCUAUCGUGGUGGCUCCAUCUCAAACUUUGUCUGAUGAAGAUUACAACAUGUUACGUACUACAGCUGUCAAUGUCAUCCGUCACUUGGGUGUUGUUGGUGAAUGUAAUAUUCAAUAUGCUUUGAACCCCUUCUCCAAGGAAUACUGUAUUAUUGAAGUCAAUGCUCGUCUCUCUCGUUCUUCUGCUUUGGCCUCCAAGGCUACUGGUUAUCCUUUGGCAUUUGUAGCUGCUAAGCUCGGUUUAGGUAUUCCUUUGAAUGAAAUCAAGAACAGUGUCACCAAGGUUACUUGUGCUUGUUUCGAACCUUCUUUGGAUUACGUUGUGGUCAAGAUUCCUCGUUGGGAUUUGAAGAAGUUCAACCGUGUCUCUACUUCUUUGGAUUCAUCUAUGAAAUCAGUGGGUGAAGUCAUGGCUAUUGGUCGUACCUUUGAAGAAACCAUCCAAAAGGCUAUUCGUGCAAUUGAUUACAAUUUCUCUGGUUUCAGUGAAAAUGAUGUUGUGGGUACCACCAAUCUUGAUGUUGAAUUAAGCAAUCCUUCUGAUACCCGAUUGUUUGCUAUUGCUAAUGCUUUACACAAUGGAUAUACUGUGGAUCGUGUUUGGGAAUUGACCAAGAUUGAUAAAUGGUUUUUGAACAAGUUAAUGCGUAUCGUGAACCUUGAAAACCGAUUGAAUGGAUUCAACAAGACAAAUGUUCCUGGCAACUUACUUCGUUCUGCUAAACAACUUGGUUUCUCUGAUCGCCAAAUUGCCACUCGUCUCAACAGCAAUGAAUUGGCCGUUCGUCGUCUUCGUCAAGAAUAUGGUAUUACUCCCUUCGUCAAGCAAAUCGAUACUGUUGCUGCUGAAUUCCCUGCUUUCACAAAUUACUUGUAUAUGACGUACAAUGCUGUUGAACACGACAUUACAUUUAAUGACAAUGGUAUUAUGGUUCUUGGUUCUGGUGUUUAUCGUAUUGGUUCUUCUGUUGAAUUCGAUUGGUGUGCUGUUCGUGCUAUUCGUACUUUGCGUGAAAAGGGUGUCAAGACUGUCAUGGUCAACUACAAUCCUGAAACUGUGUCUACUGAUUAUGAUGAAGCCGAUCGUUUAUACUUUGAAAACAUCAACCUGGAACGUGUCAUGGAUAUUUAUGAAAUUGAACAAUCUGCUGGUGUAAUGAUGUCCAUGGGUGGCCAAACUCCCAACAAUAUUGCUUUACCUCUUUAUCGCCAAAAUGUGAAGGUGCUUGGUACUUCUCCUGAAAUGAUUGACAAUGCUGAAAAUCGAUACAAGUUCUCUCGUAUGUGUGAUCGUAUUGGUGUGGAUCAACCUUUGUGGAAAGAAUUGACCUCUUAUGAAGAAGCUGAAAGUUUCUGUGAAACUGUUGGUUUCCCUGUGCUUGUACGUCCUUCCUACGUUUUAUCUGGUGCAGCCAUGAAUGUUGUAUCUUCUAAGGAUGAUCUCGCUUCUUAUCUCAAGGAAGCUGCAGCUGUAUCUCGUGAACAUCCUGUGGUUAUUUCCAAGUAUAUUGAAGAAGCCAAAGAAAUUGAAAUGGAUGCUGUUGCUUUGGAUGGUAAGAUGAUCAUGCAUGUAAUCUCUGAACACGUUGAAAAUGCUGGUGUGCACUCUGGUGAUGCUACCUUGGUUCUUCCUCCUCAAGAUCUGGAUCCUGAAACAAUCCGCAAGAUUGAAGAUGCUACUGCUAAGAUUGGUCGUGCUUUGAACGUCACUGGUCCUUUCAACAUUCAAUUCAUCGCCAAGAACAAUGAAAUCAAGGUUAUUGAAUGUAAUGUGCGUGCUGCUCGUUCCUUCCCCUUCGUAUCCAAGGUGAUGGGUAUUGAUUUGGUUGAAAUGGCUACUAAUGCUAUGCUUGGUUUACCCGUGGAAGCUUAUCCCAAGGUAUCUGUUCCUAAGGAUUAUGUUGGUGUCAAGGUACCUCAAUUCUCUUUCAGUCGUUUAUCUGGUGCUGAUCCUAUUCUCGGUGUUGAAAUGGCUUCCACUGGUGAAGUGGCCUGUUUUGGUAAGGACAAGUACUCUGCUUAUCUUAAGGCUUUGUUGGCUACUGGUUUCACUCUCCCUAAAAAGAACAUCUUGUUGUCUAUUGGUUCUUACAAGGAAAAACAAGAAAUGUUACCUUCUGUGAAGAAAUUGCAUCAAUUGGGCUACACCCUUUUCGCCACUACAGGUACCGCCGAUUUUAUCCAAGAACAUGAUAUUCCUGUCAAACAUUUAGAAACUUUGGAUGGUGAUGUGGAUGACAAGCUCAAGGCUGAAUACUCUUUGCAACAACAUUUGUCCAACAAUUUGAUCGAUAUGUACAUCAAUUUGCCAUCUCGCAACCGUUACCGUCGCCCUGCUUCUUACAUGUCUAAAGGUUAUCGCUCUCGUCGUAUGGCUGUGGAUUAUUCUAUUCCUUUGUUAACUAAUGUCAAGUGUGCCAAGGUAUUUGUUGAAGCUCUUGCUCGUAUGAAGGAAUUCGAAGUGACUGGUGUGGAUUACAAAACAAGCAACACCACUGCUGUUUUACCCGGUUUAUUCAAUGUCAAUGCUUAUUUGGGUCAAGCUGAUGAAUUCGCAGAUGUGACCAAAGCCUCUGUCUGUGCUGGUUAUACCACCAUUUCCGCCAUUGCAGAAGAUGUCAACGACGCUACUAGUAUCGAUACUGUGACGGCCAGUGCUCACAAAGCUGCUCAUACCGAUUAUCUCCUCAACAUUACCGCGACCGCCGAUAAUGCUGGUUCCGUUGGAUCUCUUGCUGCUGAUGCUGCCUCUGUUUACAUCAACACUGACAAGAUUGGUAGUGGCAAUGUCUCUAUCUUCGAUUCUGUGUUCUCAUCCUGGCCUAGCUCUCAAUUAGUGAUCACUGAUGCCAAGGGUACUGAUCUCGCUUCCAUUCUUUUGUUGGCCUCUUUACACAACCGUGUUAUUCAUGUUACCAAUGUGAUGAGCAAGGAUGAUUUGGCUUUGAUUGAACUUAGUAAGAAGAAGGGAUUGGUAGUCAGCUGUGAUGUGUGCGUAUAUGCUUUGUUCUUGACCUCUGAAGAAUACAACAAUACCAAAUUACUCCCUAACAAGAAGGAUCAAGAUGCUUUGUGGAAGAACAUCAAGGCUGUGGAUUGUUUCUCUAUUGGUUCUACUCCUCGUCUUUUGGCUCAAGAACUUGGUAAGCCUACCUCAGUUGCUUCUGGUAUCGAAGAAGCUCUUCCUCUUUUGUUGAAUGCUGUUGCCCAAGGAAAAUUACAACUCAAGGAUAUUUCUGAUCGAUUAUACGAAAAUCCUCGUCGUAUCUUUGGUUUGGUACCUCAAGCUGAUACUUAUGUCGAAGUGGAAGUGGAUCGCAAACAUGUAUUCAAGACUUCUUCUGCUCAUUGGUCACCUUUGGAAGGUCGUACUCUUAGCGGAUCUGUGCAUCGUGUUGUGAUGACUGAAAAGACUGUGUUUAUGGAUGGUUUGUGUAAGUCCCAAGGUAACCUCGGUCGUGAUUUGUCUGUACAAGCUCAACAAGUGAUUCCCAGCAAUACUACUACUGCAGCUACCACCACUACUACUGAUGUGUCUCAAACAUCCGGUCAACCCAAGCUCGUUGAAGCUAUGCCUGUCCCUGAAAAGGUGUUGGAUUCUGUAUCUCCUCGUUUGGUACCUGCUGCUGAUCCUGUACGUUUGGCUGGUGUUGCUGAUCAACAAUUGGUUUCUUAUACUUCUCCUCGCUAUGAAAUCACCGCUUCCUUGGCUCGUGUAUUCAACCGAUCUCCCUUCUAUCGCAAUCAUAUUCUCAAGUCCAAGCAAUUCGAUCGCAAUGAUUUGCAUUUGUUAUUUGGUGUGGCUCACGAAAUGCGCAAUUUGGUAGAACUUUAUGGAUCAAUCAAUUUAUUGGAAGGUCGUGUGUUGAGUACUAUGUUCUUUGAACCUUCAACUCGUACCUCAGCAUCAUUUGAAGCUGCCAUGUAUCGUCUCGGUGGUAAGGUUGUAUCUGUGAAUGCAUCUACUUCUUCUGUAAGAAAGGGUGAAUCUUUGGCUGAUACUGUCCGUACCCUUGGUUGUUAUGCUGAUUGUAUUGUUCUCCGUCAUCCUCAACCUGGAAGUGCUCAAGUGGCUGCCAAAUACUCCAAGGUGCCUAUUAUCAACGCUGGUGAUGGUAUUGGUGAACAUCCUACUCAAGCUUUCCUUGAUGUGUUUACUAUUCGUGAAGAAUUGGGAACUGUGAAUGGAUUGACUGUGACUUUGGUGGGUGAUUUGAAGAAUGGUCGUACCGUGCACAGUCUUGUCAAGAUUUUGGCAUAUUAUCAAGUAACUUUGAAUUAUGUGGCUCCUCCUUCAUUGGCCAUGCCUCAAGAAGUAAUGGAUGAAGUGGCUGCUGCUGGUGUGACUCAAAACGUGUAUUCCUCUUUGGAUCAAGUGAUUGACAAGACUGAUGUGCUCUACAUGACUCGUGUGCAAAAGGAACGGUUCGAUUCUGAAGAAGCUUAUGAUGCUGUCAAGGAUGCAUUUAUUUUGAACAAUGAUAUGCUCAGCAAGGCUAAAUCUCAAAUGAUUGUGUUGCAUCCUUUACCUCGUGUCAAUGAAAUUGAACCAGAAGUCGAUUUUGAUCAACGUGCUGCUUACUUCCGACAAAUGAGAUAUGGUCUCUAUGUGCGUAUGGCUCUUUUGGCUUUGGUCAUGGGUAACCUUCGAGGUUAGAUGAUUUUUAUACAUACUUUUUUUUUAUGAUUAUUAUUAUGAUUAUUAUUAUUAUUAUUACAUUUUUUUUUAUUUUUAUCUUUUUAUUUGAAUGAUGGGAACGUUGGUGUACGGUUGAUUGGUUAUUUAUUUUAUACAUAUCUUCAUUU